AGACAUGUGAGCCACUCAAUUCAACCCUUAACUAAAGAAUAUUUUUAAACAAUGGCCUCUUCUUCUGUUAACAACUUUAUGUUCUUCUUUUUAGCUUCCCUUUUGUUCACAUUCUCAGAAAACUUCGUGGCAGGAGAAUCCGACAAAGUGAAGCUAAAUCUUUACUAUGAAUCACUUUGUCCAUAUUGUCAAAAAUUCAUAGCCGAUGAGCUGGUGAAAAUCUUUAACUCCGAUCUCCACACAAUCACUGAUCUAAAUCUCAUUCCGUUCGGUAACGCUCGUGUCUCCGAUGAUAUGACUGUUACUUGCCAGCAUGGUGAAGAGGAAUGCAAACUAAAUGCCAUUGAAGCUUGCGCCAUAAGUACCUGGCCCGAUCCGAAAAUGCACUACUGGUUCAUAAGGUGCGUUGAAAAGCACACAAAAAACUGGGAAUCAUCAUGUGUUAAGGAAUAUGGAGGUGAGAAAGCCAUCAAAGAUUGUUACUCCGGUGAUCUCUCCAAAAGUCUCAUAAUUGAGUAUGCAAAUCAGACUUUAAGUUUGAAGCCAAAGCAUGAAUACGUACCAUGGGUCACAGUCAACGGCAAACCACUCUAUGAUGAUAUGGAUGAUUUUGUGGAUCGAGUGUGCAAAGCGUAUAAAGGAAAGUCUCCUCUCCCAAAACUCUGCAAUUCAUCUGCAUUGCCCAAGAAGAAAGUGUCGAAGCUUCAAGUCUCCUUUGCCGAUGAAUCUAUCAAUAAUUAAGCAAAUUAUUUACUGAACUAAGAUGUUGAGCUUAUGUUAUUAAUGGAAAUGAUAAAUAAGAGAAACCUUUUCUAGACUU
Eutrema salsugineum is the source of this 820-nucleotide messenger RNA. Its product is annotated as gamma-interferon-inducible-lysosomal thiol reductase. Gene Ontology annotation, molecular function: oxidoreductase activity, acting on a sulfur group of donors, disulfide as acceptor. The transcript is spliced from 5 exons. Lineage: Eukaryota; Viridiplantae; Streptophyta; Magnoliopsida; Brassicales; Brassicaceae. The record is from RefSeq and is a predicted model, not a curated record. Bases 52 to 741 code for a protein of 229 amino acids.